Molecule: messenger RNA, 4221 nt
Organism: Trichoderma atroviride IMI 206040
Lineage: Eukaryota; Fungi; Ascomycota; Sordariomycetes; Hypocreales; Hypocreaceae
Source: RefSeq, a predicted model, not a curated record
ACGGGGUCACAUAUAGAACACGCGUCUGGAGAAUAUAUGUCGGUUCCCAGCAAAGCUGCUGAACAAGUCCGGAACCGCACCGCUUACGCCUCUUUUGGAAAUGAAGGCCUUACAGCGACUGCAAAUGCGCACGGCCGCUUGCUCCAAAUCACACGCUAUUUUGGGGAGGAACAAAAGCAUUUUGACAACCCAUCGGGUUUCGUCUGUGUGGAAUUCGCUGAACUGCCACCUCCUUACUUGAUCGUCUCACGUUUGGCUCGCUUGGGGUCGCACACCAAGAGUUCUAAAAACGGGAUGCGCUUCGAAAUGAGCUCCAAUGACAGCGCAUGGGAAAUGAGCUCAGAAAUACCAAAGAUGGAGUUUCUUCGCGACCGUUGGCCGCGCUUCAGCACGACCACCCAAGUAUUCGAUGUCAAAAUCGAAUAUCGCAUAUACAAAGACACUGUGUACCAAGUAUAUACAUAUAAAGAGAAGAAAUCAGAAGCUCAAGGCAUCACAACCCUUCCACAGCUUACCAUCAACGUCAAACCACUUUUUCAAUGUCUUGAUUUCUCAAAGAAACCUAGUAGAAUUGACCAGGAUCCAAAGAAUGCAUAUUUGAGAGAAAGAAACGGAGAAGAAAAUGUUCUCAGGAUCCGGAAAAAAACUGAGGAGAAUGGAAAUACAAUUGUGCAAAAUGCUGCUUGUUUGUGCUUAUCGUUGUUCAUCAAUGGUCAUGCUCAAAAAUUGUCUGGGGAUGACGAAACCACUGAGUAUACAAUUGAUCCAUCUAACCCAUCUGAGCGACAAAAGGAUGGGGAGAUAGAAAUAGCAUUGGCUUAUACGCUGAGGCAAAUUCCUUCGAACAACGAAGAUGUCAACAGUAUCGAGCCCGUGGACUUGACUGACUAUCGGAGGGUACUUGAAGAAUCUGGGGCUGAGUUCGAAGCAACAUCAUUUACGGAGGACGCACAUCUUAAUUUUGCACUGAGACGAAAUUUGGAACACAUUUUAUCCGUUUGCAGCAUACCUGCUGCCGAGACUUCUGAUGGGAUUCCUCUAAUAGCUUUGACGUGUGGAGAUGUUUCUGGCCACCGAAUUUCCAUUGCUGCAAGCUUUUAUGCAUUUCAAGUUCUACUUCAAGCGUUGAGUCAUUUCAGUGAGAAAGCAAAGACAUCAUGCAAAACACCCAAAUGCCCUUGUCAAAGCUACAAUUUCAGCGCCAUAUCUCAAAAUCUCUGCGGAAGCUACGAUUGUUACAUGCGUUCACGAAUCUGGAAAGUCUGUUAUGGGCAUGUCAAAUGGUUAUUAAAGAUCUUAAAGCAUGACAAAGACGAGAAAUCUAUUUGUCCUCACCAUUGGGCCAGCGGGGAAGUAAUAAAGGGCUGGGAAGGCCACUCCUUUUUACGGGGGAGAUCUCUCUCCGAUACACCAUUUCACAUUAUUAAAGCUGCAGAAUUUUACAAAAUAGCUGGAAAGGAAGACAAAAAAAAGGAAGUUGCCGAUGCAUUCCAGCCCAUCAUUACUAAUUGGGUCAAAAAACUUGACGAAAGGAACAAACAAGGCCAAUACGCAUUUCCACAUUUCAGACAAGAACCAACUCACAUAUUCUGUUUUUCUAAUCAUGUUAUGAUAUGGAGAGGCCUUAAGUCGGCUGAGGAUCUUGGGAUGACCCAGGAGCUUAAACCUGAUUUCGACCCUGAGACGAAGCAGGGUCGAAAAUUGAGCUACACAUCCACCAAGAUUAGGACCAACAUACUCAAAAGAUUUACUACGAAAAACACACAGUCCAACCAGCGCAUGCUCACGAGUUUACGCAGCCCCACCGGAACGGAAUUUCUUCUUCGAUUGGAAGAUACAGUACUUUUUGACGCCGAUAAUUUGGGGCUAUUUGAAAAAACUACAACACCAGCAAACACAAACGGGUGGGAUAACAAGAUUGACGUUUGGAAGAGCAUGAUAGACUUCCAGAUGGAUCAACUAGGAAGUGAGGAUAUUGAUUGGAUACACCCAUUACAAUUCGCGCAGGCAAUGAUGAUGUCCGCGAAAGAUUGGGAUAUUGGCUCCACGCCGAAAGACCAAAUGACCAAAAUGUUCGAUUUUUCAAAAUCGGUUCUACUUGAAAGUUCUUCUUGUAAUGGACUAUUUCCGGGACAGCUGGACGAGAAUAAAGAGUCUGCACUGUUCAGCGAAGAGCUUGAAAGCGAAGACUACUGGAACACUACUUUUGAGUUACCAUAUAUCUUAUGGACCUACCGAAUGCAACCAAAAAUUGCUUCACGCACUCUACCGCGUCAGCGCCUUACUAAGUCUCGACCAACUUCGAAUGCAGAGUACCAGGAAGGCUUCACGGAUGACAAUAAUAUACCAUUCGACAACAUCGUUGACGCUAGAAACAUUGUGGAGUAUACAGACGAGUGGAUGUAUAAUGAGCCUAAGUUUUUUGGUCUCGAGUACGGUGAUCUAAAGUCUUCCGUCGAAAAAUUCCGUGCAAAUAAAAAGGACAUUCAUGUGAAAGUCAUGCUGAAAAUUAUUAGAAACCAAGCUCAACAUCCUGAUGGCAAAGUUAAAGGAUACCUCAUUGAUGUGCCGAAAUCCAAAUCUCUCCGGGAGAAGGACGAAUAUACUACACCGAAAAUUUCCGGAACGCAAAUCUCCAAAAACUCCGAAAUGUACGGUCUUCUAGCAAAGAAACGAUUGCCAGAGGAGGCAAAGAAGAGACUUGUUCAUUUUUAUGGCCCAAAUAGAGAGACCGCGUUGAUAUGCUAUCUUGCCUCGUCGGAACAGGAUGAGAUUUCAAUUUUUUUUCAAAGACAUGCCUUGUAUGACAAGUAUUUCUUUGAUGAAACAACGCCAAUACUCAAUACAUGGGAAACCGAGCUUCAUCUAUCUUUCUAUCGAAUUACCGAUGAAAAUAGCACCCCCAAAGCUCCUGGUAUUUCCCCACAAGAUAAGAUUGAGUUCCCGCAUAGUUAUCAGCAGAGCGAGAGUAAGUGGAUAGGCCGAGCUGUAAUGAGCUUUAGGUUCGACGGCGACGUAUUCGAUCGUUAUUGGACAUGCCACUUUUUUGAAUGCGGGUCGCAGCGGGCAGAAAACGAGGGAGAUUUUGAAUCGCUUGGCAUACCCAAUCUCAAAACGGCUAAAAACUCUUCGAAAGAACAUCCUUGGAAGCAACGACAGGUUUUGGAACUGUUAUUAUUUGAUGAGAUUUUACGGGAAAUGCUAAAGAGUACUCAACAUAUCCUUAAAAGCGCCAAGGGUGAAGUCCUAAGAAAUCCUAAGAAAAAUCCUUCUUCAAAUGCACAAACAAUCAGUCUCACAUCGCCACUCUCAGAUCCGCUUGAUUUGUUUCAAGAAGUUAAUGGUGCCGUAUUUGAUUCUACGACCCAAUUAUGGCGCAAAUUACACCAUAUACUGCAAGUUGUGGAAGACGAUCUCAGCGAAAAUUUAACAAUUAUUGGGCACUGGAAGGAUCGACAGGCAAGCCGAGCACCCAACCGACCGCGAUGGACUCUCAAGGAUGAACGCGGUUAUCGAAGUGAUAUAUAUAAGCUUCUUGCAUCAAAUGAACAAAAAAUCAUCAAGUUGAAGCGCUGUUACGCCGACAUCGAGUCGUUCAAGACGCUGCUGUCGAAGAGAUUGGAGAUUACACGCCAAGACUUGGACCUGCGCCGUGCCAACGAUCUUCGACUCUUUACGUACGUAACGGUGGUAUUUCUCCCCAUCAGCUUCGCUACUGGCGUGUUCAGCAUGAGCGACGCACCGACGGCGGGAAUUAUGGGCAGCAUGGCUACAACCGCAACUGUUGCUCUGUUGGUGACCGUGGUGCUCUUGUUCAAUGCCAAAUCUUUGGAGGCGUACCUGGCGCAGCCACUGUUAUCCCUCUUCCGCCGAGUAUUCUACAAUCCUAUAAUUAGCCCGUGUGUUUACUUCCUUGCGCGUUACUUGUUUUUCCCUCUCCACAGCUCGUUGCCGGAUAACAUACUGCCUCCAGGAAAGGUCAAAGGUUUUCUUACGAGACUUUCGCAAAUUGGUGCGAUAAGUGAAGCACGGAGAGAUUUUUUCGCGACCGCUGAGAGCCGUUUAGAGGAGGGGAAUCCUCACGCAGACCCGGCGAGAUCCUCCCAGCUGUCGUCAUCUCAAAGUUCCACGAUUGCACAGAGCGAAGAAGGCGUACUUGCUAAGACAUCAUCAGAAAGAUCAGGAUCAGAUCCUUCAUCGAUGACAACAACCCUUCAAUAG